UCUUUACUUUUUCUUCUUUCUUUUCGCACUCUUCGCAGUACUAUGUGUGAUCUUACAGACCCUCGCAUUGUAGAAACGUAUACGGCGAUUGUUGAAGGCAGUCCUGUCAAUUGGCUUAUUCUCGGAUACAAUGAUACAAGAGAUGUUAUCUCUCUCUACUCAAGAGGCUCAGAAGGGCUAAGUGAAUUUCGCAAUCAUUUGACAGACGAGGUAUUGUAUGGGUUUGUAAGGAUCGAACAUAAGUGUAUCUUGAUUACUUGGAUACCACAACAAGUCAGUGGAGUGAGAAGAGCAAGAGCCUUGGUACAUAGUCGAUCCGUAGCCACUUUCCUUAAACACCAUCAUACUCAAAUAACAGCUUCUACUUUGGAAGACUUGAAUGAAGUCUCUUUGCAAACACGGUUAAAAUUAGAUAGUAGCGUGAACGACCUUGGUGUUGGACAUACUCAUCCUGUUACUGUUGAGCCGUCACGACAACGACAGCAUGCUGUGGUCCACAAUAGCAGUCAUGCUUCUUCAUCACCUAGGAGUCCUACCCGUUCAGCACCCGUCGAAGAAUUCGUAGAUACACAUGAGCAAUUGAGCGCACCACAGACAUCACAGCAAACCCUAUCGCAGGAUGACGAUACCAAUCCUCCUGUUCCUCCACCACGGAAGGUCAUGACACCACUGGUAUCGCCCUCCACUUCGCCACCACCGGUUCCUCCACCAUCGACUACAGAAGAUCCUGCUGCUGCUGCUGCUGCUGCCAUUGGUAUCGAUACUUUAGAUAGUGCUGAGGUAGAUCCAUAUGCUCCUGCUGCUAACUACAAAGACCAUGGCACGAUUGAAAUUGAACAACAACAACAACAACAACAACAACAACGAGAAAGGGAAGCUCAAGAAGAGCAAGAAAGACAAUUGCUAAUCCAACAAGAAGCUGAAAAGGAAAGAGAGAGACAACGUAUUCUUGCGGAAGAAGAGGAGGCAGAAGCGCAACGUUUAGAACUGGAAAGAAAAGCCCGUGAAGAAGCAGAAAAAGCAGCAGCAGCAGCAGCAGCAGCAGCAGCAGAAAAGGCAGCAGCAGAGGCAGCAGCAGCGGCAGAAAAGGCGCGAUUCAUAGAAGAACAAAAAGCUGAGCAACAGCGCUUAGCUGAUGAGAAGAAGCUCAUUCGACAAAAGUUGUUAGAAGCGGAAAAGAAAAAAGAAUUGGUCCUAAGCGGUUAUGUAUCUGUCCAAACACAAAAAAGUCCUUUUUGGAGCCGUAGAUACUUCACGAUCCAAGAUAAAACCUUGUCGUUUUAUAGAGAUGAAAUGUCCUUGCGUCCAAUCAUUCAAGUGGACUUGAGGAACCUGACUCGUUUUAGUAAUGUGAAUGUCGAUAUUGAGCCCUUUAUCCCCAAUGCCUUUGUUCUAGAAACACCACAAAAUGGAGCCUAUCAAUUGUUUGCUGAUAAUAAGAGGGAUAUGGAAAUUAUCGUUACUGCAUUACAAACGGUGAUCUAAAACAGCUUUUUUCGGACGCCAUCUUUUCUUUUUCUCGUAUUUUCCUCCAUAGUCAUACACUUUCUAAACAGUCUCCUGUUGACAUAUAUCUAUUGACAUAAUAACACAGUACUUACUAUUCCUUCAUCAAUACCCCUAUUGGGGAGUUGCAGAAUUCGUCAUUGUCCCUUGUGUGGAAGUGUCUUCCUUAUAUUUCAAUCUCCGCUGAGUUACAGAGCGGACACGAUCCACUCUAAUGGCGCCCCACUUUUCUGCAACAAAAAAAACUAAAUGAUGACGUACAAUUAAAAAUUGGUUACUGAAUUUUCAGCAAAGAAAUAUAGAAAAGGGGGGGAUCGAGAAAAAAAAGGAAACAUAAAAAGGCGGUCAACGAACAAAAAAGAAGUUCCGACAAACAGACAAAGGCAGCAGGCCCUUACCUUUAUAUAAAAUUGUUAUUUAUUUUCUUCCCCGCACUAAUACCAAUAGAACAAGCCUAACCCCC
Mycotypha africana is the source of this 1969-nucleotide messenger RNA. RefSeq lists its product as uncharacterized. The coding region runs from base 43 to 1485 and encodes 480 amino acids. Lineage: Eukaryota; Fungi; Mucoromycota; Mucoromycetes; Mucorales; Mycotyphaceae. The transcript has 6 exons. The record is from RefSeq and is a predicted model, not a curated record. Gene Ontology annotation, cellular component: site of polarized growth; cortical actin cytoskeleton; plasma membrane. Gene Ontology annotation, molecular function: actin filament binding. Gene Ontology annotation, biological process: regulation of actin filament polymerization.